This is a messenger RNA of Mustela erminea (ermine), 1776 nucleotides long. Its product is annotated as cytochrome P450 2E1. Gene Ontology annotation, cellular component: cytoplasm; intracellular membrane-bounded organelle. The coding region runs from base 53 to 1537 and encodes 494 amino acids. NCBI's taxonomy places the organism in Eukaryota, Metazoa, Chordata, Mammalia, Carnivora, Mustelidae. The record is from RefSeq and is a predicted model, not a curated record. Gene Ontology annotation, molecular function: iron ion binding; heme binding; oxidoreductase activity, acting on paired donors, with incorporation or reduction of molecular oxygen, reduced flavin or flavoprotein as one donor, and incorporation of one atom of oxygen. Gene Ontology annotation, biological process: xenobiotic metabolic process. The transcript is spliced from 9 exons.
AAGCUGUGGCUUCACAGCACUCACACAAGUCAGCAGUGACCCCAAAGGCACCAUGGCGGCCUUGGGCAUCACAGUUGCCCUGUUGGUGUGGAUGGCCACACUAAUGCUUAUAUCUAUCUGGAAACAGAUCUACAGCAGCUGGAAACUGCCCCCAGGCCCCUUUCCACUGCCCAUUAUUGGGAAUCUUCUUCAGUUAGAUAUGAAGAAUGUUCCAAAGUCUUUCGCCAAGCUCGCAGAGCGGUACGGGCCGGUAUUCACCUUGUACCUGGGCUCCCAGCGCACUGUGGUCCUGUACGGCUACAAGGCGGUGAAGGAAGCUCUGCUUGACCACAAGAAUGACCUUUCCGGCAGAGGAGAAAUAUUCGCAUUCCAGAUGCACAAAGACAGAGGGAUUACUUUCAACAACGGGCCAGGCUGGAAGGACACCCGGAGACUCUCCCUGACGGUGCUCCGGGACUUCGGCAUGGGGAAGCGCGGCAACGAGGAGCGGAUCCAGAGGGAGAUCCCCUUCCUGCUGGGGGCGCUCAGGGGCACCCGGGGCCAGCCCUUCGACCCCACCUUUCUGCUGGGCUUUGCCCCCUGCAACGUCAUCGCUGACAUCCUCUUCCGUAAGCACUUCGACUACACGGACGAGACGGGUCUGAGGAUCCAGAGGCUCUUCAACGAGAACUUCAGGCUGCUCAGCACCGGCUGGCUCCAACUUUAUAACAUUUUCCCAAGCUAUCUGCACUACCUGCCUGGAAGCCAUUGGAAACUGUUAAGAAACGUGUCUGAAAUCAAAGACUACACUUCGGCAAGAGUGAGGGAACACCAGCGGUCGCUGGACGCCGGCUGCCCCCGGGACUUCACGGACUGCCUGCUCCUGGAGCUACAGAAGGAAAGAUACAGUUCGGAGCCCUGGUUCACCCUGGACAAUAUCGCUGUGACUGUGGCUGACCUGUUCUUUGCGGGCACAGAGACCACCAGCACCACUCUGAGAUAUGGGCUCCUGGUUCUCAUGAAAUAUCCAGAGGUCGAAGAGAAACUCCAUGAAGAAAUCGACAGGGUGAUCGGGCCAAGCCGCAUCCCUGCCAUCAAGGACAGGCUGGAGAUGCCCUACAUGGACGCCGUGGUACAUGAGAUUCAGCGGUUCAUCGACCUCCUGCCCUCCAACCUGCCCCACGAAGCAAACCGGGACACGCUGUUCAGAGGUUACAUCAUCCCCAAGGGCACGGUUGUAAUUCCGACCCUGGACUCCCUCUUGUUUGACAAGCAAGAAUUCCCUGAUCCAGAGACGUUUAAGCCAGAGCACUUUCUGAACGAAAACGGGAAGUUCAAAUAUAGUGACUAUUUUAAAGCAUUUUCCGCAGGAAAGCGGGUGUGUGUUGGAGAAGGCCUGGCUCGCAUGGAAUUGUUCCUGUUCUUGACCGCUAUUCUGCAACACUUUAACCUGAAGUCUCUUGUUGACCCCAAGGAUAUUGACCUCAGUCCUGUCGCAAUCGGGUUUGCCAAGAUCCCACCCCAUUACAAACUCUGUCUCACUCCCCGCUCAGGCUGAACACCACCCCCACCCCCGCCCCAGGCUCUUUGGGGCAAACCUGGAGUUAACCCAGGCCCCCACACCCUCUCGGCCCCUCCAGGAAGGCCCUUUCUGCAGAGUCUCAGUGAAAGCAGUCGGCUUCACAGAGAAUAAAUUGGGCUAGAGAUGCUGCUUUCCACAGUUAUGUGCAUCAGAUGAAAUUUCGCAGCAAAGUCCAAAAAAGAAUGUAUAAAGCUAAUUAAACAAAUUGAAACAAA